UUGGUCCAGGACCAGGAAACGGGCAGGUGGCAUCACGGUAGACUCCUCACCCCGGACUGUUGUCUUAUUUAGUCGUGUAGGCGUACAUAUUAGUCUUUGCUUAUUUUAUAUUUGUUGUUAAUAUUACAUUUGUAUACAUUGUACAUAGAGAGCACAGUUCGCCGAAGCAAAAAAUCCGAGGAGCCCCUGAACGCAGCACACUCGCUGUUAUUUCCCAAUCUGGACAUAAAGGAAGUGCCCGCUGUCAGGACUGGUAUCAAUGGAUUAAAUUCAGGUUAUUUCUGUUUGAAUAUGGAGACAGAAGAGUCCGGACCCUCGUUACAAAUGUAUAUAUGACGUGACGCCACGAUGAUUUUGAUGCUGCUGCUGCUCUCUCGAGCCUUUCUCUCAGCGCUGAGUGAGGAGCCUCCACCCCCCCCACAGCACGUACAUGUUAAUAAGUGGCUGCUGACAUGGACCCCUCCCACCGCAGAGACAGACCUCACCUACACCGUCCAGAGCAGUUUCCAUAGCGACGAGUGGACAGACGUCCCCAUCUGUGUCCAUACGGCCUCCACCUCCUGUGAUGUCGCUCUCACAGCAGCAGAGAAUGAGCAUGGCUGUGUGAUGCUGCGAGUGCAAGCAGAGAGACGGGGACUGAAGUCGACCCCAGUGCAGGCCUGCAGCUCACAAAGUGACUCCUGCACACCUGAGGUCAGCCUGUCAGGCCGGCCCGGAUUUCUCACCAUUCACCUGAGUCGUAACCACAGCCUGGCUCAGAACCACGCCGCCCACGCUGCGCACAGAGUCCACUACAGCAGAGAGGGAGACACAACACAGCUCUCUGAAGACUCCUACUCCUCUUUCACCCUCCCACAGCUGGAGCCGGGGCAGCGUUACUGCGCUCAGGUGGAGUACAUCCUCCACAGUCGGCCCGUGGGCCCACCCAGCUGCUCCCUGUGUGAGCUGGUCCCCUACUCAAGUGAGACUGGUACAGUGGUGAAACCAGUUGUGGUAGUGUGUGUGUUCAUAGUUUUGGUCCUCGUGUUGACCGGCACAGCUUACGUCUUCAUCUGCCAGCAAAGGAGGAUCAAGCAGUGGCUCCGCCCUCCAUAUGCGAUCCCAGAAGAUUUCCACUGCCAGCGUCACUUCCCCGUCUCCACCUACAGCCCCACUGAGGAGCACUUCGAUGCCAUUACCUUUGUCACCCCAGUGAGAUCACUGAGACCCACCUGAGGAGGAUUUCACUUGAGGAGGGAGAACUCUAAAUAGAAAACAGUUGAAUAUGAUCUUCAUUCAGCAGAGGAAAGACUGAAGCACACACACACACACACACACACACACACACACACACACACACACACACACACACACACACACACACACACACACAGGUAUGAUAUAUACCUGUUUGUUUUAGCAUUAAGUGGUGUCUAAAAAGAUUCAAAGAGUGAAAAUUAUUUCAGUGAGGGAGGUUUUGUUACACUCAUUCAAAGAUCUUUUACAGAAUUUUUAAACUGCAUUAUUUUGUGCGAUUUCAUAAUGUGCCAUAUAUGCUUGCGACUUUAAAAUGUAACUUCAAAACUAAUUUUGCAAGUUGUCCUCAUGUGUCUUUUGCCAUUUUAACACACAUUACACAGGGGAGGAGGAGGGGUCUCAGGAGGCAAGACAUGACCUUAAACUGUUUUAAACACGGACUAAGGCUCAGUGAUGUCGCCCAUUGGUUACUGAAGUGGGCUUUGGAAGCCAGUGAAUGGCAAUUGCCAUUGCCAAAUGCUUUCUCAAACACAUUUUCGGUCAACCUAACAGGCGGACAGCUGACGCCUCCUGACAAACGGCUGCACUGCGUCCACCCAACAGUAAGAUCAGGUACACGACUUCAUAUAAACAAAAAACAGAUCAGUUACCGUCCUGUGAUGAGCCUGAUGAAGGCCACGAGACAAAAUGCGUCGGUCUGAAUUGUUAAUAAAGUUGAUCUUCUUACUACAAGUGUUGCUGGAGCAUUCUGACCUCUUCGAAGCCUUUCACUCUUCAUGCACCUUGUCAGUUGGUGAAGUUUGUGCCAGAAAAUCCUCUUCUUUUUUUUUUUAACCAGACUGUGAGUUAUGUUUGUUUUAAAAACAGGCUGGUGUAUUUGCCUUCAGGGGCUUCUGUAGCCAGCCUCAAGUGGACACUAGAGGAACUGCAGGCGUUUGCACUUCCAAAUUUGCUUCAUUUUUUAACACCGCUACAACAUGACCUAAAAAGAACGAAACAUAAUAAGCGGACAAAGCAACAGAGACCGACAAUGUGACGUUGCUUCUUGUAGUUCAAUGAACAGAAAACAAAAUGAAGCCUUUUCAUUACGUGCACAGAGAUGGAGUCGGUCAUGUGACUUUCUGGAGCCUCUGUAAAUAAAUCAGGCAGCACAUUUCACACAAUCAGCUCAAUGAUGAUAUAUGUUUAUAGAUUGAUAAGUGGGCGUAAGGUUUAAAUGCCUGCGAUCGUCUGUGAUUCAGCUGAUAGAUGACUUUAAUGUAAUGUAUGAAAUACACCUUUCUAUCUUGUUGUUUCAAAGAUACUAAUAAAUGUACACAACAAGAACAUGAAAAA
Molecule: messenger RNA, 2571 nt
Organism: Labrus bergylta (ballan wrasse)
Lineage: Eukaryota; Metazoa; Chordata; Actinopteri; Labriformes; Labridae
Gene: ifngr2
Product: interferon gamma receptor 2
Biological process (GO): cytokine-mediated signaling pathway
Cellular component (GO): plasma membrane
Molecular function (GO): cytokine receptor activity; protein binding
Source: RefSeq, a predicted model, not a curated record